UAUACCGGAAGUAUCGGAUGGACAGUGGCUUAUUUUACCUUAUUGCUCCUGCAUGCUCAUGCAACCUAAUUUGAGCUUUGUCAUAGUCGUAAUUAAAUAGUUUUCACAUUGGCGGUAGUUACAAUCGCAAAUUAUACAGUUGUGGUUCAUUAUCAUUAUAGAUGGUCGUUGAGCAAUUAAUAAACCCGGCAUGAUCAGAGGUUCAUUGUUGAUUACUGAACAGUAGAUCCUGGAGCGAAGGUGCUUGCAAAUGUUCGUUGAAGACUCCUAGGUAAUCUGAAUGAAGACACCAUGUCAGAGUUUACCCUCGAUAUCCAGCUGACAGAGUUGGGAUUUUCAAGCUGGAAUUUCCCUCUCUGUGAGCCACAGAGUGUUAAGGAGACAUUUUUGCCCACCCCGAACAGCAUUGAAAAGCCAGCACCUGAGACUGAAAUACAUGUAGACUGUCAUGAAGAUGCCAGCCUUGUCCCGAGUGCAUCGGCUGAAAAAAGCUUUCUGCUGGACCAUCAGUAUUCCUCUCCCUUCAAGCAUGACUCUUCAUCUAAAGAGGAAACUGCUCAAGGUAAUUCAAAAAUCAUUUCCACAGAGAAGAAGGAUAAAGUCAUUUGCACUUCGUGGAAAAGAGAAAGAAGAGAGGGGACAGAACAGAGAAACAAUAACGACGAGCAAAGUGAACAAGAGGAAAAGAAAAAUAAUGAAAAGGAACAGAAUUGUUCAGAGGUGAGCCAGGAAGCCUCCAGUGUUACAACGGAUGACGUUAUAUCUGGUGAAGAAAAGACUGAUGAGGAGGUGGAAUUUGUUUUGACUGAUGAUGAUGUUGAGGAGGAGGAGGAGGAAGAAGAAGAAGAGGAAGAUGAUGAGGAGGAAGAAGAAGAUGACGAUGAUGUUUCCUGGCCAGAGACAAAUGGAUGUGCAGAGAAUGAAGAGAAUCGCUGCCAUGUGUGUGAUCUUACCUUCUCUUCUCUCUUCUUACUCCGAGAACAUUUAAAUAUGCAUACGGGUGUUCGCCCCUACCGCUGCGAUGAAUGUGGCAAGCAGUUCUGCCAGUUAGUCAAUUACCGCACUCACCUUCGCUCCCACUCGCAAAAGGCCUCUAUCCACUGUCGUGUUUGCUCAACCAUCUUUGAGACCGAGGAACAGCUCCAGCAACACUUGGACACGAACCAUUUUGAAAAAGAGUUCUAUCAGUGUGAUUUUUGCAAGCAGAUUUUCACUGACCUAGAUGUGUGCAAGGGUCACGUAGAAGCACACAGGCAACAGGCGAAACGACAUUUGUGCCUCAAAUGCGGCUCCAGUUUUCGCCUUCGUAACUCGCUGCUCCGUCACUUGGAAUGGCACAGCAGAGGCAUCUUCUCCUGCUCGGACUGUGAGCGGACCUUCUCCAGCAAGGCUUCUCUGUUACGCCACAGUUUCUCUCACUUGGGCGUCUUGCCGUAUACGUGUCUAAAGUGCAAACGUCAUUUCCGCUUGCCCUCUCUCUACCACGGCCACGAGUGUAAGCCGGAGAGCAUUCAGUGCAUGGCAUGUUUGGUUUUCUUUCAGAGUCAGGAGGACUUUGACAAGCAUAAGAAGGACACAGGAUGCUGGGGUCAUCAAGGGGCUUUGCCUACCAAGACAGACGAGAUCCGCUGCAUGGAGUGUGGCCAAGUCUUUGCAAGCAUUGAGGAAUUAAAGAAGCAUGGGAGCACUCACCAGAGGGUCCUAAAAUGUUCUGAAUGUGGGAUGGGUUUCCGCUCGUCACUCAUGCUUAUGUCACACAUGGGAGGGCAUGCGGCACAGCGGCCGUGUCUCUGCCAGGACUGUGGCCUGGGCUUCCCGCAUCAACAGGGUUAUGAUAGCCACCUAAAAACGUGUGGAAUAGUAACGCCACCUGUGGCUUCUGUGAAGAAACCCAAACUGAAACCAACUCCCUCUCCACAAAUAAUGAAACCAAUUGCACCUAACAUAGUCUUCCAAACUAUCGCUCAGGCCUCAAAUCCUGUCACAUUCUCCAAUAGCUUGAAGGAGGUCCGCAUGGUUCCGUUAGCUGACCAGAAUAAGUCUGCUGAUGGUACGUGGAAGCUUACCUUAAAUAAAGAGCCUCCUCCAGGUAUGCCUUUAGUCAUGCUUGUGCCAGUUUCCACUACACAGUACUCCUCUACCUCAGGUCCUGCCAAGACAUCCCAAAACUUUUUACCAUCCUCUCUGGUCUUAGAAACACCUUCAUCUGCUCCACAUGUAAUUUCCAUGCCGGUGGUCCCGCCUGGCACUGUUAUUAGCAAAGAGGCAGAGAAAGACAACGUAGAGCCCUGCAGAACCAACAUUCCUUCAAAUACACUCAUUCCAGUGGAAAGUCUUGACUGUUCCUCUAAGAAGAAGUGGACCAUUGUAGAAGAUCAGGGUUUUGUUCAAGUUUUUAGUACAGAAAAUGUAAAGGCAGGUGAACAGGCUGCAGGUGUAGCGGAAGCGAAUCAGGGAAUGAACGGGGUGGAGAAUGAGCAGAAAAAUCAAUCAAAUAUGAAGCCUAAUGCAUUGAGGGAUGAAAAAACAGGGUGUUCAUCAGAUGCUGCAUCUCUCAAUCCCACGCGCCCCGUGACACCAUUACGCCUAAUAAAGGUCAAUGAGGAGAAGGAUGAUGACAACAUCAAGAAAAAGUCUCCAAAUUUGAAUGACGGCGACUCGUCUGUUAUGGCAGACGUACAAGUUAGUGUGCCUUUCAUGAGGAAAUCAGAGAAGCAAAUGCUGGAUAAGCAGGACAGUAGAGAUCUGAGAUUUUUCAAAGAAGUCAAGCCAUCUGACAGGAUGUGUGCAGAGUCACAAAUGGAAUUUACCAUGAUGGGGGACAAAUCAGAAAAUGGUCCGCAGGGGCAAAACGAAUCUGGUUUCGAUGUAGAGGUGGAAAUUAAUGAAGAUGUGGAUUUGAGCAGUAUGGAAGUGGAGAUUGGUGAUGAAGACAGCGGAGUGGAUAUGUUGGACGGUGAGCUUCAUGAAUGUGUGACUUGUGGACAAGUCCUUCCUGAAAAAGAUAUGAUCCAGCACUACAUGAAGCAUGCGGCCGUCACCGACAGUCCUGAGCGCUCUCCUACUAACUGUCCCUCUCACACUACAGAACAAUCCCCUCCAUGUAGCCCAUCAAGAAAAAGACUACGAUCUGGUACAGAGUUGUGACAUUUUGCUCAAGAGUAUUUACUAUCUUUUUUUUAUUUUUAUGAUUAUUAUUGUUUUAAAUUGAUUUGCCUGGUUAUUAAUAUUACACCAUCUUUAAUUAUACCAUUUACAUAGGAAAUAGGGAUCACAAUGGCUCAAUGGAAAUUUGGGAAAGAUUGGUGUAUGUUAAAACCAAGUGUGUUUUGAAUUUGUUCCACUUUUGACAUUUCUUUCACGGUAUCCUGUUACAUUUCCACACUGUCGUGUAAGAUACAAUAAAUGUAGAUGAUUGGGACAUUGGAAGAAAUGCUUUCUUUUGGUUAAUAUUUAUUUCAGGGUAAUUUGGGAAUUUGAGGUAGUGUUAGAUCAGCAGUUUAAUUCAGUUUUUUUGUGUGUGUGCGACUGCACAUCUUACAAGUCCUGCUGGUUUAAAGAUUCCGCUUCUGAUUGUGACGACAUGUACCGUAUCUUCUGUUCUUUACUCAUUCCUGUAGUUGAGUUUCUGAUUUUCAAAAGUGGAAAAAAAAAAAUCUGUUAACAAAAUAAAAAAUAAAAAAAUAAUAAAAAAAAUGCAAAUACUUUAGGCCACUAAAAGUCAUUUUCACUGCAAAUUCAAUAAAAUGUAAGAUAAUGGAUUAUCAGUAAAAAACAAUGUAUAGGGUAAAAACGAUGAUAAAUGAUUUGAUAUUUGGUGCAUUUCUGUACUUCAAAGAUGUUGGAUAUUAGGCUCCAUGUCUGUUUACUGAAUGUAUAAGCAUUUGCACAUAAAGCUUUAUUGGUUUUC
This is a messenger RNA of Megalobrama amblycephala (Wuchang bream), 3910 nucleotides long. Its product is annotated as zinc finger and BTB domain-containing protein 41. The record is from RefSeq and is a predicted model, not a curated record. The transcript has 4 exons. NCBI's taxonomy places the organism in Eukaryota, Metazoa, Chordata, Actinopteri, Cypriniformes, Xenocyprididae. The coding region runs from base 292 to 3147 and encodes 951 amino acids.